UUCCUUCUACUUAAUUAUCAAAUAUCAUAUUUUCAAACAUGACCAACCCACAGCUCCUCUCCACAAGAGCUCUACUUCCCACACCAUGAUUCGUGAAACGAGCUCUAACUGACACAGCACACCACCAAUCAGCUUUCAGCCAGUUUGAAUGUGGGCUUAUCUUUUCAAUUUUGUAACAAAUCACUUGUAGACCUUUUCAAAGGACUCGUCCAAUCGCGUCAGUUACUAUGGAGUUGUAUCCAAUCAACGUCAAGUCAGGGGUCUUUUAAAGAUAGUUUCAGGAAGUGGGUGUAUAUACCAGGAAGUUGUAAACAAAGCUGACAGCGAUUCAGUUGUUAGCUCUGGCUGAAUGAUUCCCGAACCUGUUGAGGAAAACAGGCGAGUUUAAUCGCGGUAUCGUGCAUCUGUCAGUCAUACAGCUGACCGGUUUGCUUUUUUAAACCUUUUCCUGUGCUUUUUUUCAACGAGCUAACGUCAGCUGCCUUCUGUUUUCUCGGUAGGGGAACUCGAACGUUAGCACAAGGACGUUGGAGCUAGCCCGUGAAGUUAACGCCUGAUCGAUCAUUGUUAUCAAACGGACAGCGAGCAACGUCGGUGCCCGACUCUUUCGUUGUUGUUGUUGUUGUUGUUUUCCCGGUGUAUCAGCUGUGAGGGGCGGACAGAGCGAGAGGGCUCGUCCAUUUUUUUUAGCAGGACAACAAUGUCGACGUCCAACGCUAAUUUCAAAAACAAGUGUGUGACACAGGUGAACUGUGGCUUCUGCGACAGCCUCCUCUGCACGAGGGGCAUGAAAGCGGUGCUGCUCGCAGACACGGAGGUGGAGCUCUUUUCCACCGAUAUCCCCCCCAAUAGAACUGUUGACUUUGUGGCCAGCUGCUACUCGACUGAAAGCUGCAAAUGCAAACUGAGGGACAUCGCGUGUCUGAAGUGUGGUAAUGUUGUGGGCUAUCACGUUGUUGCCCCCUGUAAACCCUGCCUGCUCUCCUGUAACAACGGCCAUUUCUGGAUGUUCAACAGUGAUGCCGUGUCAACUCUCAACAGACUGGAUGCAACAGGCCUGAAUCUGCUCCUGUGGGGAGACCUUCCCGAGCUGGAUGACAGCGAGAAUGAAGAAUCAGAAACCCCAUCAGAGGAGGAGUGCAUUAGGUAGAGAGGGAAAUGGACAAUGUGAGCGACCAAGAGGGCCAACAUUUCAAACAGAGCUUCACGAGUAUACAAACCAUGCUGAGAUGAGACAGAAAAGAGAUGCCUCAAAGGGUCGUAGAUCACUGAAUCACAUAGGGCCGAACAAGUGCUGCUGUGCUCCUCUGUAUGGGUUAGAAUAUGAAACCAUGCUGCACCUCGGUCCUCAUCCCAAACAACAGCAGGUGUUUUGCCUUUGCUGCUUUGGGAGAACACCUGCUUAGACAUCCGUGCAUAAGAAAUUGUUGGCCCUAUGUGGUUGAUUGGCGAAUUGCCCUUUAACCUAUGACCACGCCUUUUCCAUCAUUGGUCACUGUUAAAAAGCACAGACACAAACACUGUCACACUCACAUUCUCUCUCGCUCUUGAAUAUUUGCGUGAGCUGUCAUAAAACAAGUGGCUGAAGUAGACUGAAAAUAACACACGCCUAGAGAACUUGAAUCUGGUGUGUUCCUCUUUUCAUCAGUCUCCACUGGGAUCACGGUUUGAUCGGCUUCAUGAGGCUUUGGGGAGUGUGGUAUAACUCAAUGGAACUUCCUGUGCCAGUGAAUGCAGUGCUUUUCCCCGUUGUUUACGUGAAGUCCACUUUUCUGAUGUGAUGACCACAAUUCCAUUGCCUUCCUCUUAACGGCAGAUUGCGAGUAAUCUGUACAUUGAAUAUGCUGUGAUAAGCAUUUAAUCCCAUGAACGGUCGAGGCUAACAUUUUCUUUGUGUGGCUGGGUGCUGACCUGAGUUUUUGUGCAUUUUUAAAUCCAAAAAUGUAUUGGGAAAUAGCACAAUUAUUUAAUGAAAUGUGUAUACAUAUAUAUAUAUAUAUAUAUAUAUAAGAUAU
This is a messenger RNA of Platichthys flesus (European flounder), 2015 nucleotides long. It is a transcript of the gene fam72a, whose product is annotated as family with sequence similarity 72 member A. The transcript has 4 exons. The record is from RefSeq and is a predicted model, not a curated record. NCBI's taxonomy places the organism in Eukaryota, Metazoa, Chordata, Actinopteri, Pleuronectiformes, Pleuronectidae. The coding region runs from base 701 to 1150 and encodes 149 amino acids. Gene Ontology annotation, cellular component: cytosol.